UCUUGGACCCUGCUCCUCCCCGAUGGUCCCAGUUCGUGUUCCGAUGCAAUUGGUCCGUUUCUUCCCCCACUCCCCGCAAUUUCUUCCCAACGGCGUCGCCUGCGCAUGUCGUCGUCCCUCCCGCCGAGAUUGUGUUGUAGGCUUUGUAACGAAUGCUCGGGUUUGAAAACUCGUCCAGCGCGGUGGUAGAUUGCUUGGGUUGAAACCAGAAAAAGGGCGGGAAAGUGAUUGUUUACGCUUGGUUUCGGUUUCGUGGGCAAUGGCGAUCAGGGACGAGGAGAGGGUGUGAUCAGUUUUUUUUGUUUUUGUUUUUGUGUUAUUUUUUUGUGGUGUCAUGAAGGUCUGAAGGAUUGGAGGUAGGGGGUGGCAUGAUGGUUUUAGGGUUUCAGGGUUGGGAUUCUUCUAAGCGAAGUUGUGUCCUGUUGGGGUUGAGAGAAGGGAGGAGAGGAGGUGGAUGUUCUGGAGUGUUCGUUAGGGUUUGAAGUAGCGGCGUGUGUGUGUGUGUGUAUGGUGGCGAAGAAAUUGGCCGGGAUGACAAGGAGAUGGAGUGCCGCGGUUCAUUUCUUUAUGCAUCGCAUUCUAAAAGCACAAGCGGAUUGUGACGUUAGUGAAACGUUUUCGCUGAAGUUUUUUGGGGGUGGUCAGUAAGAAGAUUAGCGUGGCAGGUCAUGGUGAGCGUCGGGGACGUGGUGCGGGCUGUGGUGGAUCAUUACAGUGAGAAUUGGUGGAUUGUUGAAUUGGACCAGAGACGUUUAGAAUGCGACACAGAGUUUUACUUCUGCAAACAGGUUUUGUAGGGUCUUACAGAAAUGAGCUCAAGGAGUGUAGGGGGUAUGAGCAGCAGCGUUUACUGGAAAUGUAUAGCGGUGAAAUAUUCUGAGAAACGGAAAAUGGCACGUUUUCAACCUAAGCCCUCGGUUGCUACAUUUACAUUGUGUCCUUAGGAGGGUUAGGUCACGAAAUUAUAGGGUCGAAGAAACAUUUGAAUUGGGAGUGUGUAAGUAGGGGCGGGGAGUUGGUACUUGCCGCCUCGCUGGCUUGAGGAUUGAUGGAGUGCAACAGAGAUGAAGCAAUUCGGGCGAGGGAGAUUGCAGAGAAAAAGUUUACAAUGCAGGAUUUUGCUGGCGCUAAGAAGUUUAUUCACAAAGCUCAACAGUUGUAUCCUGCUCUCGAAGGUGUAUCCCAAUGGCUGGCUGUUAUAGAAGUUCACAUUGUGUCUCAAACGAAAGUCGGGAGCAGUAACAAUGAGACCGAUUGGUAUGGCAUCCUUCAGGUGGAGCCGACGUCGGAUGAUAGCACUAUCAAGAAGCAGUACCGGAAGCUCGCUCUACAAUUGCAUCCUGACAAGAACAAGUCAAUGGGGGCGGAGGCUGCUUUCAAAAUGGUUGGAGAGGCUUUUGGAGUUCUGUCUGACAAGGGUAAGAGAGGUUUGCAUGAUGUGAAGCGAGCUGGUGAGUCCAAGGCCUCACGUGCGCCGUCUCGUGUAAACGAACCAUCGAAAACUUCGUAUCCCGCUUAUCAUGCUCAGUAUCAAGCCGCUGCACAAGCAACACCUGGCCCUGGCCCUGGAACUGGCGCUCCAGCUCCGCAUCCAUCCCUCACCUUCUGGACGUCAUGCCCUGAAUGUCGAAUGCAGUACCAAUAUUUGCGCACUUACUUGAAUUAUCAACUUUUAUGUCAGAAAUGCCACAUACCCUUCCUUGCGAAGGACAUCAAUGCAGCACCUGUAAAUGGGGCCUCUUCGUUCGCCGCGUGGACACGUACUCCCGUAGACAAUAACGGUCCCAUCCCGCGCAGCGCAGCUCCCCCUGCUCCUAAAAGAGCCGAGCCAUUUAGUUUUCAGAACUGGACUACUCCUCGGACCAAUGGGUCUACAGGUAAUGUAGCUGGAAACGGACAUUCUCACGUCUCUGGGGAUGCUCAUGCGACGGGUGUUGGGGUCAAAGGACCAGGAGCUGCUGGAACUUCAGCAACAGCAGCAGCAGCUGCUGCAAGCCUGGUGCAGGAAGCAUAUAGGAAGGCCCAAAAAGACAGAGUGGAUGCUGAGAAGGAGUUGAAGAGGAAAGAGAAGGAGAAGGAAAAACUAUUGCGGCAGCGAGAAAAGGAGGCUUUAAGGAAGGCGCGUGAGGAGGCCAAGUCGAAAGAGGCUUUUGAUCGCUUGAUGAACAAGCGGAAGGAAACCAUUGAAAAAGAAGCCAAACGGCAAGCUGGUCGGAAAGAUUUGAGCAGGAAGCGACUUAGCAAGCGCAAAAGAUUAGGAGGCGAUGAUGAUGAUGAUGACGAUGAUGACAACGACGAGGAUGAGAAUGAGGACGAGGUCGGGAGUCCCACAGCCAAGUCAAAUCCUACGAGGAGAUCCUGUCGUCGCAAAAGGAAUGUGGCAUACGGACAAGACGGAAGUGACGAUGAUGAUUUUGUUCCUCCUUCGGAAGCAAAAAAACCCUCCAUAUCUGGUAAUGGUGGGGAGGUUGGCUGCGGUAGCACCUCAGAAAAGGGCAAGUCCAUGAUGGACUCCGAUGACGAGAUGUGGAUUGAAAGAGGUGCUGACAACAAUUGUGUGAAGGAAAGGGAUAGCGGAUCUGCAUUUGUGAACGAUACUAGACUGAAGGAUCCUUUGCAUGAACGUUUGGCUGAGAGGUUCAGGAGAGACCUUGCAGCAAAACUUGGCAGAGUUCCAGGUCUUACUGUGCCUCGACAAGGCUUAGCACGGCCAAAGACGGAGGACGAACACGGAAAGAAAUUAGAGGAAGGAAUGGAUUGCGCUGCUAACUCGGUGAAUGAUUCCAAAAACUCAUCAUUUUGUACUGGGAAACCUGGUGGUCAUGUCGAUGUAGACACCUUAAAGCAGAACGAGCAAGAAAUUCAUCAUCGCGCCAAUUUUCCUGAUGGACCUGAGAAGGAUGUUCCGUCCCCCGUAGGCUCUGAAGAAGACGUCAUAAAUGUGCCCGACCCUGAUUUUCACGAUUUUGAUGCCGACCGAACCGAAGCUCACGUGAAGAAGAACCAGGUGUGGGCUGUCUUCGAUGAUACAGAUGGAAUGCCUCGGUUUUAUUGUCAGGUGACGAAAGUCCGCCGAACCCCAUUUAUGGUGUAUGGCUCAUGGCUGGAGCCGGUUCAUCCUCUUAAAGAUUCCUUUCACUGGUUAAACGAACGCGAACUUUCUUUGAGCACUGGUGAAUUUCAGCUUGGUGAUGACAUCGAAUUUGACCAGAUAAACACGUUCUCACACUUAAUGCCAAUCAGGAGAUGCAAAAAUCUAUAUGAAGUCUAUCCGAAGAGGUCUGAAGUGUGGGCAAUUUUCAGAGACUACGAUAAAGAUAUACCGAAGUCUAAUGCCGAUGGAAGAGUUCCAUUCCGGUACAGCUUUGUAGAGAUUAAAAGUGACUUUUCAGCAGUGACUGGGGGAGGAGGUGUAGUGGCGCUAGAGAAGCUCCAAGGAUACAAAACCCUCUGGAUACCUCAGGGAGAUGUGUACCCGCUUUCAGUGAGAACCUUGCACAAAUUUUCACAUCGAGUACCUGCAUUGCGUAUUACAGAAGGUGACUUGCCUGGAGUGCCUGCAGAUUGUCUGGAGCUAGACCCAGCAUCUACCCCAGCUGAUGCUGUAGAAACCUCAGCUAAUGCGACAUAAAAAGUCCACAGUUUGAAGGAAGAUGGGGCAGACGGGAUAUCUGUCUGGCUGCUGCUGCAUAUUGAAGGUGAAUUCUGGAGUCUUUUUUCUUUUUUCAACUUUUUUUUCCCACUGAUGGAUGGAUGUUUGAUACGUGGGGCGGAUAUUCACAAACUUCAUCCAUGUUAUUUCUUCAGAAUUGGUACCAGCUAGUAAUGCGGCUUGUCAAGCAGCGGGCCAUCUCCCUCACAUACUAGUGUUGUUAUUCAGGCUUAUUACCACCUGAGAAACACCUCUUAGGCUCUUACACCAAGAAUUGGUCCAAAUUUACUAUCACAUGCUUUAAGUGAAAAUUGUUUGCAGAGUUAGGAUAGAAAGCAUAGUUGGAAGCUACUUCUCGAAAGUUUUAUGAUAGCUUCGGGAUUUUUUUUAAUGUGUAGAAUAUUUGGCAUGUACAAACUCAGACUCGUACUUUGAUUUUGCUACUUGAUCUUGAGAUGAUUUUUUUGGUUCAUCUUGAGUGGAAUA
Physcomitrium patens is the source of this 4138-nucleotide messenger RNA. The record is from RefSeq and is a predicted model, not a curated record. NCBI's taxonomy places the organism in Eukaryota, Viridiplantae, Streptophyta, Bryopsida, Funariales, Funariaceae.